GUUUAAUGUCCAUUACUUUGAGUUAUUAGAAUUUUAAGUAUUUUAAAUAUUUAUCAUAGAUAUAUUUAGUAUGUGUAAAUUUUAGUGAGCAAAAAAAAUCUGAGAUCAACGAUAAUUUUCAAAUUUACUCUAAAACUAACUAUACUACCAAUAACCAAUAGACAACAACAUCAUCAUCAACAAGCAUGUCAACGGCAGAACCAACCCAACAAGAGAAAGAACAGAAAUCUCAAGUAUUACAACAACAAUAUAAUCAAUUCCAAGAAAACAUAGCGGAAUUGGAAACUCAAAUAUCAACGGUUGUAUCUCAAAUUCAAGAACAUAUUAUAGUAGAUAAAACUUUAACUUCUAUAAAGCCAGAAGAUAGAGAAGGGAGGAAAUGUUUCAAGAUGAUUGGAGGGGUGUUGAUUAAUAAAUCUGUUGAUGAAGUGAUUAAGAUUCUUAGUGAUGAAUUGAAGAAUUUAACUCAACAGAAAGAAACCAUUGAAAAAGAAUUGAAUAAGAAUAGAUCAGGAUUACAAGAUUGGUUAAAGAAUAAUCAUGUUAAGAUCAUUAAAGGUAAUCAAUAGAAGUAGAUCAGGUCAUUUUGUAAAUAGAAAUGUAUAAGUUAUUAAGUUUAAUGUAAAUAAUAUAUAUAUUAAAUUAAAAAAAAAAUAAAAGAAUAUAACUAUAAAAUAAAACAUAU
Messenger RNA from Scheffersomyces coipomensis, 685 nucleotides. RefSeq names its product tubulin-binding prefolding complex subunit. Lineage: Eukaryota; Fungi; Ascomycota; Pichiomycetes; Serinales; Debaryomycetaceae. The transcript has a single exon. Bases 186 to 569 code for a protein of 127 amino acids. The record is from RefSeq and is a predicted model, not a curated record. Gene Ontology annotation, biological process: protein folding. Gene Ontology annotation, molecular function: protein folding chaperone. Gene Ontology annotation, cellular component: cytoplasm; prefoldin complex.